Molecule: messenger RNA, 1220 nt
Organism: Ipomoea triloba (trilobed morning glory)
Lineage: Eukaryota; Viridiplantae; Streptophyta; Magnoliopsida; Solanales; Convolvulaceae
Product: signal recognition particle receptor subunit beta-like
Exons: 7
Coding region: 111-893 (260 amino acids)
Biological process (GO): protein targeting to ER
Cellular component (GO): signal recognition particle receptor complex
Source: RefSeq, a predicted model, not a curated record
CUCACUCUCCCUCCAAAGACUCCAAGAGUCUUGCGUAGCUGCUGCGGACCAGAGGACCGGACUGACGUGCCGCUUGCGGUGGACCGGUGCUGGAGUGAGUGUUAGUCACAAUGGGUAAGGAGAAAAUUGAGGAAUUGAAGGAUCAAACUCAGAAAUGGCUGCGUGAAGCUGAGGCGUUGGUCGAUCAGAUACCUCCUGCUCAACUUUAUGCUGCAAUUGGAGUCGUGUUACUCACUGUUUUUUUGUUCUUUAUCACUCGAUUGUUCAAGCGCACAACAUCUGAUACCAUUGUACUCACUGGGCUUAGUGGGAGUGGAAAAACUAUUUUAUUUUAUGAGCUUAAAGAUGGAUUACCACAUGAGGGCACUGUGACCUCAAUGGAACCCAAUGAAGGCACUUUUAUACUACCCUCUGAGAGAGCCAAGCGGAAAAUAAAACCUGUUCAUGUUGUUGAUGUGCCGGGUCAUUCUCGCCUCCGGCAAAAACUUGAGGAGUUCUUGCCUCAAGCAGCUGCAAUUGUCUUUGUUGUGGAUGGUGUAGAAUUUUUACCCAACUGCUGUGCUGCUUCAGAGUACCUUUAUGAUAUUUUGACCAAGGCGACUGUGGUCAGGAAGAAGAUUCCAGUACUACUACUCUGGAACAAGGUGGAUAAAGUUACUGCACAUUCAAAGGAGUUCAUAAAAAAGCAGCUCAAAAAGGAAAUUGACAAGCUUCGCCCUUCAAGAACUGCUGUGUCCAACGCAGAUAUCUCUAACGAGAUUACACUCGGGACGCCUGGAGAACCAUUCUCGUUUUCACAGUGCCAAAACCAGAUAGUAGUUGGAGAAGCUUCCGGCUUGACAGGCGAAACCUGUCAGCUAGAGCAGUUUAUCAGGGCGAAUGUGAAGCGUUGAACUCGUGGGCCAAGUUGAGCUGCCCUUUCUGCUAUGAAGAUGAACAAAGAGAGAGUAUAUGGAGAUCCCAUUUUCCACCCUUCCUGAUCUGAAAGCUCGAGAAAUAUCUUUGAAUCUAGGCUGCCAAUCUUUUCCCCUCCACAUCAGUCCUGGUUCAUCAUCAAAAGACAUAAGCACACAGGUAACCAAUGAUGCAUACAUUUUUUUUUUUUUUUUUUUUUUUUUUUUUAUAGAUUACAGCAAAUCUUAUGUGAUGCAAAAAUAUAUAAAUGACAAAAUUGUGUAGCUUAAUGAUGAUAAACCAUUCUAUUGACUUUUAACACCGUA